AUGCCCCCCGCGCUGCUGCUGCGCCUGCUGCUGGCGCUCUCCGCCGCGGCGGCCAGCGAGCCCGCGCCGGCGCCCGCCCCUGCCGCCGGGGCCGCCACCCUGGCCAUCGUCUUCGACGUCACGGGCUCCAUGUGGGACGACCUGGUGCAGGUGCUGGACGGCGCCUCGCGCAUCCUGGAGCGCAGCCUGAGCCAGCGCAGCCGCGCCAUCGCCAACUACGCGCUGGUGCCCUUCCACGACCCAGACGUUGGCCCCGUGACCCUCACCGAGGACCCCGCGGUGUUCCAGCGGGCGCUGAGAGAACUCUACGUGCAGGGAGGCGGCGACUGCCCCGAGACGAGCGUGGGCGCCAUCAUGGCCGCCGUGGAGGUGUCCCACCCCGGCUCCUUCAUCUUCGUCUUCUCGGACGCCCGGGCCAAGGACUUCCACAGGAAGGAGGAGCUGCUGCGGCUGCUGCAGCUCAGACAGUCGCAGGUGGUGUUCGUGCUGACGGGGGACUGCGGCGACCGCACGCACCCUGGCUACCUGGCCUACGAGGAGAUCGCCGCCACCAGCUCCGGGCAGGUGUUCCACCUGGACAAGCAGCAGGUGACCGAGGUGCUGAAGUGGGUGGAGUCGGCGAUCCAGGCCUCCAAGGUGCACCUGCUGUCCACGGACCACGAGGAAGCGGGGGAGCACACGUGGAGGAUCCCCUUCGACCCCAGCCUGAAGGAGGUCACCAUCUCCCUGAGUGGCCCUGGCCCCGAGAUCGAAGUCCGAGACCCGCUGGGGAGGAUCCUGCAGAAGGACGAGGGCCUCAACAUACUCCUCAGCAUCCCCGACUCAGCCAAGGUGGUGGCCUUCAAGCCGGAGCAUCCCGGGCUCUGGUCCAUCAAGGUCAUCAGCAGCGGCCGCCACUCGGUGAGGGUCACAGGCAUCAGCGACAUCAACUUCCGCGCCGGCUUCUCCACUCAGCCCUCCCUGGACCUCAACCACACCAUCGAGUGGCCGCUGCAAGGGGUGCCCAUCUCCCUGGUGAUCAACUCCACGGGCCUGCAGGCCCCUGGCCGCGUGGACUCGGUGGAGCUUUCACGCAGCUCGGGGCAGCCCCUCCUGACUCUGCCCACGCAGCUGCUCUCCAACGAAUCCACCCACCAGCUGUGGGGCGGGCCGCCCUUCCGUGCCCCCCAGGAGCGGUUCUACCUCAAGGUGAAGGGCGAAGACCACGAGGGGAACCCCCUCCUUCGCGUCUCCGGAGUUGCCUAUAGUGGGGUGGCCCCAGGCGGGCCCCUGGUCAGCAUGCCCCCCCGGAUCCACGGCUACCUGCACCAGCCCCUGCUGGUCUCCUGCGCGGUGCACAGCGCCCUCCCCUUCCGGCUGCAGCUGCGGCGGCACGGAGCCCGGCUGGGCGAGGAGAGGCACCUACAGGCGUCCGGAAACAGCAGCUGGGAGAUCCCGCGGGCCUCCAAGGCCGAGGAGGGCACGUACGAGUGCACGGCGGUCAGCAGCGCUGGCACCGGACGGGCGCAGGCCCAGGUUGUCGUCACAGACCCUCCGCCUCAGCUGGUCCCUGCGCCCAACGUGACCGUGUCCCCAGGGGAGACUGCUGUCCUGUCCUGCCGGGUCCUGGGGGACGCCCCCUACAACCUGACGUGGGUGCGGGACUGGCGAGUCCUGCCGGCCGCCCCGGGCAGGGUCAGGCAGCUGGACGACCUGUCGCUGGAGGUCAGCGCCACCGUCCCCAGCGAUGGCGGGCGGUACCAGUGCAUUGCCAGCAACGCCAACGGGGUCUCCAGGGCAUCCGCCUGGCUCCUGGUGCGAGAGGCCCCGAAGGUCCGCAUCCACACCCGGUCCCAGCGCCUCACCCAGGGCGUGGAGGUGAGGGUCAGCUGCUCGGCCUCUGGGUUCCCUGCCCCCCACAUCUCCUGGAGCCGUGACGGUCACACCCUGCGAGAGGACAGCAGAAUCCACGUGGAUGGCCAGGGAACCCUCAUCAUUCAGGGACUGGCUCCAGAGGAUGCUGGGAAUUACAGCUGCCAGGCUGCUAACGAGGUUGGCACCGACCAGGAGACCGUCACCCUCUACCACACAGACCCGCCCUCGGUCUCCGCCGUCCAGGCCGUGGUGCUCGCCGCUGCAGGCCAGGAGGCCGUGCUGGCGUGCGAGGCGUCCGGGGUGCCGCCGCCCCGGCUCAUCUGGUAUCGAGAGGGCCUCGAGAUGAUCCUGGCCGCCGAGGACUCCGGCUCCCGCACGCUGCGGAUCCCGGUGGCGCGGGAGAGGGAUGCCGGCGUCUACACCUGCCGAGCCGUCAACGAGCUGGGCGCCGCCUCUGCGGAGAUCCGGCUGGAGGUUGGACAUGCGCCCCAGCUGAUGGAGCUGCCGCGGGAAGUCAGUGCGGAGCUGGGCAGGAGCGCCCUCCUGGCCUGUCGGGCCACCGGCCGCCCGCCGCCCACGGUCACCUGGCGCCGGGGGGACAGCCGGCCGCUGGAGCCUGGCCGGGGCAGCAGGACCGGGCAGCCUGAGGCGGGCGUGCUGUUUUUUGAAAGUGUGGUCCCCGAAGACCAGGCCCCCUACGUCUGUGAAGCACAGAAUGUUUUUGGGAAGGUCCAGGCGGAGACCCGGCUCCUGGUGACGGGACACGCCCCCCCUCAGAUCGCCAGCAGCGCCCCCACCGUGCGGGUGCUGGAGCGGCAGCCGGUGUCGCUGCCCUGCAUCGUCCUGGCCGGGAGGCCCUUCCCCGAGAGGCGCUGGCUCAGGGCCGGCCAGCCGCUCCCCGCCGGCGGCCGGCACUCUGUCCGAGCGGACGGCAGCCUCCACCUGGACCGGGCGCUGCAGGAGGACGCGGGCCAGUACCGCUGUGUGGUCACCAACGCGGCGGGCUCCCAGCACCGGGACGUGCGGCUGGUCGUCCAGGUGCCCCCUAGAAUCCGCUCCACGGCCACCCACCACGUCACCAACGAGGGGGUCCCCGCCUCUCUCCCCUGCGUCGCCUCGGGGGUCCCCGCCCCCACCGUCACCUGGACCAAGGAGGCCAGCGCCCUGCCCGCCGGCGGUCCCCACUACACCGUGAGCCAGGACGGCACCCUGGUCAUCGCCCGGCCGGCCCCUCGGGACGCGGGGGCCUACGUCUGCACGGCCACCAACAGCGUGGGCUUCUCCAGCCAGGAGAUGCGGCUGUCCGUCAACACCAAGCCCCGGAUCUACGGGAACGUCUCGCACGAUUCCGACGAGCCUCUGAGAGUCACGGCCAAGGCCGGCGACGAGGUGACCCUGGACUGCGAGGCCCACGGCUCCCCACCCCCGCUGGUGGCCUGGACCAAGGACUCCCAGCCUGUGCCCGCCGGCCCUGACAGGCAUCGCCUCCUCCCGUCGGGCUCCCUGCGCCUGGCCCAGGCCCAGGCCGAGGACAGCGGUCUCUACCAGUGCAGAGCCAGUAACCCCGCGGGGUCUGCCGCGCGGCACUACGUCCUUGGGGUGCAAGUCCCCCCUCAGGUGCAGCCAGGCCCCCGGGUCCUGAAGGUCCUGGCUGGCGAAGCUGUGGACCUCAACUGUGUGGCUGAGGGCACCCCAGAGCCCAGGCUGAGCUGGUCCAAGGAUGGGGAGGCCCUGCGGGGUGGGGGCCCCGAGGGCUCCGUCCACUUCGCAGCCGUCCGGCCUUCGGACGCCGGCACGUACCGCUGCGAGGCUGCCAACAGCGCCGGGGCGGACGCCUGGGAGCUGGAGCUCAGGGUGCUGGAGCCGCCGCACUGGGGAGCCGACGAGACCAGCGGGCUGCUGGAGAGGGUGGCCGGAGAGAACGCCAGCCUGCCGUGCCCCGCCCGAGGGACCCCCCAGCCGCAGGUCACGUGGCGGAAGGGCCCGUCGGCGGAGCCGCUGCGCGGCCGGCCGGGGCUGGCGGUGCUGGACGGAGGCUCCCUGUUCCUGGCCGAGGUCUCCCCCGGCGACAGCGGCGACUACGAGUGCCAGGCCACCAACGAGGCGGGCUCGGCGUCCCGGAGAGCCAAGCUGGUGGUCCUGGUGCCCCCCAGCAUCCGGGAGGACGGACGCAGGGCCAACGUGUCGGGCAUGGCCGGCCAGUCCCUGACGCUGGAGUGCGACGCCAGCGGCUUCCCAGCCCCCGAGGUCACUUGGUUCAAGGACGGGCAGCCGAUCCCCGACGGGGACAGCCACCGCCUCCUGAGCGAGGCCCGGGCCCUGCACCUCCCCAGGGUCCAGGCGGGCGAUUCCGGCCUCUACUCCUGCCGGGCCGAGAACCAGGCGGGCACCGCGCAGCGGGACUUCGAGCUUCUGGUGCUCGUCCCGCCCUCCGUGCUGGGAGCCGGGGCUGCGCAGGAGGUGCUGGGCCUGGCCGGCGCCCCGGUGGAGCUGGAGUGCCGGACCGCGGGGGUCCCUGCGCCCCAGGUGGAGUGGACCAAGGACAGGCAGCCGGUCCGGCCCGGGGACCCGCACGUCCAGCUCCUGGAGGACGGCCAGCUGCUCCGGAUCGCCAGCAGCCACCUGGGCGACGAGGGGCGGUACCAGUGCGUGGCCUUCAGCCCCGCCGGCCAGCAGGCCAAGGACUUCCAGCUCCGGAUACACGCACCUCCCACCAUCUGGGGCUCCAUCGAGACCAGCGAGGUGGCCGUCAUGGAGGGCCACCCGGCGCGGCUGCUGUGUGAGGCCCGCGGCGUGCCCGCCCCUGACAUCACCUGGUUCAAGGACGGGGCCCCGCUGCCCCCCAGCCCCGAGGCCGCCUACGCCCGGGGCGGCCGGCAGCUGCAGCUGGCGCGGGCCCGGGGCUCGGACGCGGGCAUCUACACCUGCCAGGCCAGCAACCCUGUGGGCGUCGCGGAGAAGGCCGCCCGGCUGGAGGUGUACGUCCCGCCCACCAUCGAGGGCGCCGGCGAGGGGCCGCACUUGGUGAAGGCGGUGGCCGGGAGGCCCCUGGGCCUGGAGUGCGUGGCCCGAGGCUACCCGCCCCCCACCCUGACCUGGUUCCACGAGGGGCUGCCCCUGGCGGAGAGCAACGGGACCUGGCUGGAGGCGGGCGGCGGCCUGCUGAGCCUGGAGAGCCUGGCGGAGGCGUCCGGCGGCCUGUACAGCUGCGUGGCCAGCAGCCCCGCGGGCGAGGCCGUGCUGGAGUACGCCGUGGAGGUGCAGGUGCCCCCCCAGCUCCUGGUGGCUGAAGGCCUGGGCCAGGUGACCACCCUCGUGGGACAGCGCCUGGAAGUUCCCUGCCAGGCCUCGGGCUCCCCGGCGCCCACUAUCCAAUGGCUGCAGAAUGGCCGCCCGGCCGAGGAGCUGGAGGGGGUGCAGGUGGCCGCCCAGGGGACCACGCUGCACAUCGGCCACGUGGAGCCAGGCCACGCGGGCCUCUUCUCCUGCCAGGCCACCAACGAGGCGGGCACCGCGGGCGCCGAGGUGGAGCUGUCUGUGCACGAGCUCCCAUCAGCGGUCAUCGUCGGCGGUGAGAACGUCACCGCCCCCUUCCUGCAGCCUGUGACCCUCCGGUGUGCGGGCACCGGGGUGCCGGCUCCGAGCCUCCGCUGGUGGAAGGACGGGGUGGCCCUGGCAGCCUCGGGGGGGAACCUGCAGAUUGAGAAGGUGGACCUGAGGGACGAAGGCAUCUACACCUGUGUCGCCACUAACGUGGCCGGCGAGAGCAGGAGGGAUGCGGUGCUCAAGGUUUUGGUGCCCCCCAACAUCGAGCCGGUCCUGGCCAACAAGGCGGUGCUGGAAAACGCCUCGGUGACCUUGGAGUGCCUGGCCUCCGGCGUGCCCCCUCCAGACAUCUCCUGGUUCAAGGGCCGCCAGCCUGUCUCUGCUCGGGAGGGCGUCACGGUGUCGGCUGACGGGAGAGUUCUCCGCAUUGAGCGAGCCCGGCUUUCGGACGCCGGGAGCUACCGCUGUGUGGCGUCCAAUGUGGCGGGUGGCACCGAGCUGCAGUACGGCCUGCGGGUCAAUGUGCCUCCGCACAUCACGCUGCCGCCCAGCCUGCCGGGCCCCGUGCUGCUCGGAGCCCCGGUCCGGCUGACUUGCAGCGCCACCGGCAGCCCCAGCCCCACCCUGCUGUGGCUGAAGGACGGAAACCCCGUGUCCACGGCAGGGACCUCCAGCCCCCAGGUCCUUCCCGGGGGCCGCAGCCUCACGCUGGCCAGCGCCCGGGCCUCCGACGCGGGCACCUACUCCUGCGUGGCCGUGAGUGCCGUGGGCGAGGACCGCCGGGAGGUCGCCCUGCACGUCCACGUGCCGCCCAGCAUCCUCGGGGAGGAGAGGAACGUAUCCGUCGUGGCCAACGCGUCGGUGGUGCUGGAGUGCCAGAGCCACGCCGUGCCCCCGCCCGUGCUGAGCUGGCGGAAGGACGGCCGCCCCCUGGAGCCGCGGCCCGGAGCCCGCCUCUCCGCAGACGGGGCCCUGCUGCAGGUGGACAGGGCAGCGGUGAGCGAUGCCGGCCGCUACACCUGCGAGGCGCUGAACCAGGCGGGCCGCUCGGAGAAGCACUACAACCUCAACAUCUGGGUCCCUCCAGCGUUCCCCUCGAGGGAGCCCCGCAUCCUCACCGUGACCGAGGGCCACCCCGCCAGGCUGUCCUGCGAAUGCCAGGGUGUCCCUUUCCCCAAGGUCACCUGGAGGAAGGACGGUCAGCCCGUGCCCGGGGAGGGGCCCGGCCUGGAGCAGGUGUCGGCGGUGGGGCGGCUGCUGUACCUGGGACCGGCCCGGCCGUCCCAGGAGGGGACCUACACCUGUGAGUGCAGCAACGUGGCCGGGAAUAGCAGCCAGGACCAGCAGCUGGAGGUGCACGUUCCCCCGCAGAUCGCCGGCCCCCGCGAGCCCCCCACGCAGGUCUCCGUGGUCCGGGGCGAGGAGACCGCUCUGGAAUGCAACGUCACCGGGAAGCCCCCGCCCAGGGUGACGUGGGAGCGGGACGGCCGGCCGCUGGGAGCCGAGCCCGGCCUGCGGCCCCAGAGCCAGGGGCGGAGCCUGCACGUGCAGCAGGCGCAGGCGGCCCACGCCGGGCGCUACAGCUGCGUGGCUGACAACGUGGCCGGGAGGGCCGAGAGGAGGUUUGCGCUCUCCGUGCUGGUGCCCCCGGAGCUCACCGGAGACUCGGACCCGCUGACCAACGUCACGGCCGCCCUGCACAGCCCCCUGACGCUGCUCUGUGAGGCCACGGGCAUCCCGCCCCCGCGGGUCCGCUGGUUCCGAGGCGAGGAGCCGCUCCGACCCGGAGAGGACACCUACCUGUUGGCCGGCGGCUGGAUGCUGAAGGUGACCCGGAUCCAGGAGCGGGACAGAGGCCUCUACUCGUGCCUGGCCAGCAACGAGGCCGGGGAGGCACGGAGGACCUUCAGCGUGGAGGUCCUGGUUCCUCCCAGUAUCGAGAACGAGGACCUGGAGGAGAUGGUGAAGGUGCCUGAGGGACAGACAGCCAACCUGACGUGCAAUGCCACAGGCCACCCGCAGCCCAGGGUCACAUGGUUCAAAGACGGCCGGCCCCUGGCCGGUGGAGACACCCAGCACAUCUCUCCAGACGGAGCCCUCCUGCAGGUCCUCCAGGCCAACCUGUCCAGCGCCGGCCACUACUCCUGCGUCGCCGCCAACGCCGUGGGGGAGAGGACCAAGCAUGUGCAGCUGAGCGUCCUGGUGGCUCCCUCCAUCAUGGGGGUGACUGAGGAUGGUGCAGACGAGGAGGUGACCGUGACCAUCAACAACCCCAUUUCUCUGAUCUGUGAGGCCCUGGCCUUCCCCUCCCCCACCAUCACCUGGAUGAAGGACGGGUCCCCAUUCGAGGCCUCAAACAACAUCCAGCUGCUCCCAGGCACCCACGGGCUGCAGAUCCUGAACGCCCAGAAGGAAGACGCGGGCCAGUACACCUGCGUGGUCACCAACGAGCUGGGGGAGGCCGUGAAGAACUACCACGUGGAAGUCCUCAUCCCCCCUUCCAUCUCCAAAGACGACUCCCUGGGGGAGGUGGGAGUGAAGGAGGUGAAGACCAAGGUCAACAGCACCCUGACCCUGGAGUGUGAGUGCUGGGCGGCGCCCCCGCCAGCCAUCAGCUGGUACAAGGACGGACGGCCCGUGACCCCCCAUGAGCGGCUCCGCGUCCUGGGGGAAGGGCGGCUGCUUCAGAUCCAGCCCACCCGGGUCUCAGACUCCGGCCGGUACCUGUGCGUGGCCACCAACGUGGCCGGCGAGGACGACCAGGACUUCAGCGUGCUCAUCCAGGUGCCCCCCAUCUUCCAGAAGGUGGGCGAUGCCAGCGCAACCUUCGAGAUCCUGUCCCGGGAGGAGGAGGCCCGGGGUGGGGUGACGGAAUACCGGGAGGUGGUGGAGAACAGCUCCGCAUACCUGUACUGCGACACCAACGCGGUCCCGCCCCCCGAGCUCACCUGGUACCGGGAGGACCAGCCCCUCUCGGCCACCGACGGCGUGUCCGUCCUGCAAGCCCCGCCUGUGAUCCCGGGGGACACGGAGGAGCUGGUGGAGGAGGUGACCGUCAACGCCAGCAGCACCGUCAGCCUGCAGUGUCCGGCCCUGGGCAACCCCGCGCCCACCAUCUCGUGGCUCCAGAACGGGCUGCCCUUCUCCCCGAGCCUGAGGCUGCAGGUCCUGCAGGACGGGCGAGUCUUACAGGUUUCCACGGCGGAGGUGGCGGACGCCGCCAGCUACAUGUGUGUGGCCGAGAACCCAGCGGGCUCCGUGGAGAAGCUCUUCACGCUCAGGGUGCAAGUGCCACCGCACAUCUCCGGCCCGGGCUCCGAGCGGGUCACCGCCAUCCUCAACAGCAGCGUGGCCCUCCCCUGCGACGUGCGAGCUCACCCGAGCCCCGAGGUCACGUGGUACAAGGACAGCCAGGCCCUCCCCCUGGGAGAGGGCGUCUUCCUCCUGCCCGGCACCCACACGCUGCAGCUGGCCCGGGCGCAGCCGGCAGACUCCGGGACGUACCUGUGCGAGGCCCUCAAUGCCGCCGGCCGGGACCGGAGGCUGGUGCAGCUCAGCGUGCUGGUUCCCCCCACCUUCAGGCCGGCACUCGGCGGCCCCCAGGACCGGUUCUCGGUGAGGGCCGGGGACAAGGCCGUCCUGAGCUGCGAGACGGACUCGCUCCCUGAGCCGGCCGUGACCUGGUACAAAGACGGGCGGCCCCUGGUCCCCGCGCAGCGGACCCAGGCUCUGCAGGGCGGGCAGAAGCUGGCGAUCCUGGACACCCAGGUGUCAGACAGAGGCGUGUACAGCUGUAAGGUCCGCAACGCGGCCGGGGAGGCCACGCGGGCGUUCGUCCUCACGGUCCAGGUGCCCCCAACGUUCGAGAACCCCCAGACGGAGACAGUGAGCCAGGUGGCGGGGAGCCCCCUGGUCCUGACCUGUGACGUGACGGGGGUCCCUGCCCCCAGUGUCACCUGGCUGAAGGACAGAAUGCCCGUUGAGAGCAGCGUGGCCCUCGGCGUGGUCUCCCGGGGCGGCCGCCUCCAGCUGAGCCGCCUGCAGCCGGCCCAGGCGGGCACCUACACGUGCGUGGCCGAGAACGCGCAGGCCGAGGCCCGCAAGGACUUCGCGGUGGCCGUGCUGGCCGCCCCCCGGAUCCGCAGUGCAGGCACCCCGCAGGAGCACAGCGUCCUGGAGGGGCAGGAGGCGCGGCUGGACUGCGAAGCCGACGGGCAGCCGCCGCCCGAGGUGGCCUGGCUGAAGGACGGCCGCCCGCUGGGCCAGGGCGCGGGCCCGCACCUCCGCUUCUACCUGGACGGCGGCUCCCUGGUGCUGAAGGGCCUGGCGGCGGCGGACGCGGGCGCUUACACCUGCGUGGCCCACAACGCGGCUGGCGAGGACGCCAGGCUGCACACCGUGAACGUGCUGGUGCCUCCCACCAUCGAGCAGGGGCCCGAGGGCGCAGGGCCCCUGGUGCUCCGGGCCGGGGAGCUGGCGACCAUGGCGUGCCCGGUCCGGGGCUCCCCGCCCAUCCACACGAGCUGGCUCAAGGACGGCCUGCCCCUCCCGCUCUCCCAGCGCACCCACCUCCACGGCUCCGGCCGCGUCCUCCGGAUUUCCCGGGUGCAGCUGGCAGAUGCCGGCGUGUUCACCUGCGUGGCCGCAAGCCCGGCUGGCGUGGCGGACAGGAACUUCACCCUGCAGGUGCACGUGCCCCCCGUCCUGGAGCCGGCGGAGUUCCAGAGCAACGUGGCGGUGGCCCGUGGCUCCCCCGUGGUCCUCCCCUGUGAAGCCCAGGGCAGCCCCCUGCCCCUGGUGUCAUGGCUGAAGGACGGGGAGCCCCUGCUCCUCCAGAGCCUGGAGCGGGGGCCCGGCCUGCAGCUGGAGGCGGCGGGGGCGGGGGACGCGGGCACCUACUCCUGCGUGGCCGUGAGCGAGGCGGGGGAGGCCAGGAGGCAUUUCCGGCUGACGGUGAUGGAUCCCCCCCGCCUGGAGAACCCCGGCCCGCCCGCGGAGCUGACGCUGGCCCCCGGGGCCCCCCUGGAGCUGCGCUGCGAUGCCCGGGGCACCCCCUCGCCCAACGUCACCUGGCACAAGGACGGGCGGGCCCUGAGCAGCCAGGAGGACGGCGGAGGGACGGGGCAGCGGCUCCGGGUGGAGGCCGUGCAGGUGGGCGAUGACGGGCUGUACACCUGCCUGGCCCAGAACCCUGCCGGUGAAAUCGAGAAGAGCUUCCAGGUCAGGGUUCAAGCCCCUCCAAACAUUAUCGGGCCCCGGGGCCCCCGCUCCGUAGUUGGCCUGGCCCCGGGGCAGCUGGUUCUGGAGUGCUCCGUGGAGGCGGAGCCCGCCCCCGAGAUCCAGUGGCACCGAGACGGCAUCCUGCUGCAGGCGGACGCCCACACCCAGUUCCCGGAGCAAGGCCGGUUCCUCCAGCUGCAGGCGCUGAGCACGGCCGACGGCGGCAACUACAGCUGCACAGCCCGCAACGCGGCGGGCAGCACCAGCGUGGCCUUCCGUGUGGACAUCCACACGGUGCCCGCCAUCCAGCCGGGACCAGCAGCCGUGAACGCCUCAGUGAACCAGACGGCCCUGCUGCCCUGCCGGGCGGAGGGCGCCCCGCCGCCCCUCCUGAGCUGGCGGAAGGACGGCGCCCCCCUGGAUCUCGGGAGCCCCAGGUUGCACGUUCUGCCCGAGGGUUCCCUGAGGAUCCAGCCGGUCCUCGCCCAGGAUUCUGGCCACUACCUCUGCCUGGCGUCCAACUCCGCGGGCUCCGACCGGCAGGGCCGUGACCUCCGGGUCUUCGAGCCUCCCGCCAUCGCCCCCGGCCCCGCCAACCUGACCCUGACAGCCCACACCCCCGCCGCGCUGCCCUGCGAGGCCAGGGGCGCCCCCAGACCGCUCGUGGCCUGGUGGAAGGACGGACAGAAGCUGGACUUCCGCCUGCAGCAGGGCGCCUACCGGCUCCUGCCCUCCAACGCCCUGCUCCUCGCAGCCCCCAGCCCCCAGGACACGGCCCAGUUUGAGUGUGUGGCGAGCAAUGAGGUGGGCGAGGCCCGCAGGCGGUACCAGGUGACCGUCCACGUGCCCCCCACCAUCGCCGACGACCAGACGGACUUCAUGGUGACCCGGAUGGCCCCCGUGGUCCUCACGUGCCACAGCUCCGGUGUGCCCGCCCCCGUGGUGUCCUGGAGCAAGGCGGGCGCCACGCUGGGGCCCCGGGGGAGUGGCUACCGUGUCUCCCCUUCGGGCGCCCUGGAGAUCGGGCAGGCCCUCCCCGUGCACGCCGGCCGCUACACCUGCACGGCCCAGAACUCCGCCGGCGUGGCCCGCAAGCACGUGGUCCUGACCGUGCAGGCCUCGCCUGUGGUGAAGCCGCUGCCCGGCGCGGUGCAGGCCCUGGUGGAGGAGGAGGUGCUGCUGCCCUGCCCGGCCUGGGGCGUCCCCCGGCCCAGCGUCACCUGGCAGAAGGAGGGCCUCAGCAUCCCCGAGGGACGGGAUGCCCAGGUCCUGCCCAGCGGGCAGCUGCGGAUCGCCCACGCCCGCCCGGAGGACGCCGGGAACUACUUCUGCAUCGCCCAGAACAGCGCGGGCAGUGCCAUGGGCAAAACCCGGCUGGUGGUGCAAGUGCCUCCCGUGAUUGAGACCGGCCUCCCGGACCUGGCGGCCACCGAAGGCUCCCACGCCCUCCUGCCCUGCGCCGCCCGGGGCAGCCCCGAGCCCGACAUCAGCUGGGAGAAGGACGGCCGGCCCGUGUCCGCGGCCGAGGGCAAGUUCAGCAUCCAGCCCUCCGGGCAGCUGCUGGUGAAGAACUCGGAGAGCCAGGAUGCUGGGACCUACACCUGCACGGCCGAGAACCCCGUGGGCCGCGCCCGCCGCCGGGUGCACCUCACCAUCCUGGCGCUGCCCGUCUUCACCACCCUGCCCGGCGACCGCAGCCUGCGCCCCGGGGACCCUCUGUGGCUCCGCUGUGCGGCCCGGGGCAGCCCCACCCCUCGCAUCGGCUGGACCGUCAACGACCGGCCCGUCACAGAGGGCGUGUCCGAGCAGGACGGGGGCAGCACGCUGCAGAGGGUGGCGGUCAGCCGGGAGGACAGCGGGACCUACGUCUGCUGGGCAGAGAACCGAGUGGGCCGCGUGCAGGCCGCCAGCUUCGUCCAUGUGAAGGAGGCUCCUGUCCUGCAAGGGGAAGCCUUCUCCUACCUGGUGGAGCCUGUGGGGGGCAGCGUCCGCCUGGACUGUGUGGUCCACGGAGACCCGGCGCCUGACAUCCACUGGAUCAAAGAUGGCCUUCCGCUGCGGACCAGCCGUCUCCGGCACCGGCUGCAGAACGGCUCGCUGACCAUCCGCAGGACGGAGAUGGGCGACUCGGGGCGGUACCAGUGCCUGGCAGAGAACGAGAUGGGCGCCGCGGAGAAGGUGGUGGUCCUCCUGCUGCAGAGGCAGCCCCAGGGGGCCCGGGGCAGCGUGAUCGGGGUGAUCAACGGCGAGGAGCUUGGCAUGGCCACUCUCAAUGCCAGCGUGCAGCAGGAGGCACGCUCGGGGCUCACCACCUUCCGGAGCAGCAUCAACCACAUCCCUGCGAGUGUGGGUGAGUGGGGACCGGCCCCCGUGCAGAGCCGGAAGGAGGCACAGCCUGGGCUCCGAGGCCACUCCAGCCCGGCUCCCGGAGGAAGUGCAGCCACCUCUAAGAGCUGA
This is a messenger RNA of Pipistrellus nathusii (Nathusius's pipistrelle), 13077 nucleotides long. The record is from the annotation of a GenBank genome assembly. NCBI's taxonomy places the organism in Eukaryota, Metazoa, Chordata, Mammalia, Chiroptera, Vespertilionidae.